Messenger RNA from Polyodon spathula (Mississippi paddlefish), 1467 nucleotides. Its product is annotated as serine/arginine-rich splicing factor 7-like. The record is from RefSeq and is a predicted model, not a curated record. NCBI's taxonomy places the organism in Eukaryota, Metazoa, Chordata, Actinopteri, Acipenseriformes, Polyodontidae. Gene Ontology annotation, molecular function: RNA binding; zinc ion binding. Gene Ontology annotation, cellular component: nucleoplasm; ASAP complex; cytoplasm. Gene Ontology annotation, biological process: mRNA splicing, via spliceosome. The transcript has 8 exons. The coding region runs from base 173 to 883 and encodes 236 amino acids.
CUAUGCAUCAGAGUCACUCACAACGACUUAUCGUCCUGCAGACGCAGCACAAGGAGGUUCAGUGACUCGCUCAGGGUCCCACACAGCGAGUCAGCGGCUGGAUUUGAACCUGGGACCUGCUGGUUACAAGCCUGUUUCUUUAACCAGCGGACCACGCAGCCUCCUGAGCACGAUGUCCCAUUACUCCUCGUCUCGCAGCUCCUCUCGCUGCUCGGACUGCAAGGUGUAUGUGGGUGACCUGGGGAACGGGGCGGCGAAGGGGGAGCUGGAGAGAGCCUUUGGAUACUAUGGGCCUCUGCGCAGCGUGUGGGUGGCGAGGAACCCCCCCGGCUUUGCCUUCGUGGAGUACGAGGACACGCGGGACGCAGAGGACGCUGUCAAGGGCAUGGACGGGAAGGUGCUGUGCGGCUCUCGGAUCCGCGUGGAGCUCUCCACCGGCAUGUCCCGCAAGACCCAGCACGGGCGGGCCAGCCGGCGCCACUUCGACCCGAACGACCGGUGCUAUCAGUGCGGGGAGCGGGGCCACUAUGCCUACGACUGCUACCGCUACAACAAGAGGGGGGGCCGGCGCAGCAGAUCUACUUCUAGAUCCCAUUCUCGCUCUAGAUCCCGCUCCAGGGGACAUCGCAACAACCGUUCUCGUAGCCGCAGCAACGAUCGGUAUCGCUCUCCCUCUUACUCCAAGCGCAGGAGAAGGUCUGGAUCUCCUGGGCGAUCCAAGUCUCGCAGUCCAGUAAGAAGUCGUUCGAGGACCCGCUCCCCUCGCUCCCGGGCACGCUCUGCGUCUCGCUCCAGGUCCAGGUCGCGCUCCAGGUCCCCCAGCCCCAAACGAUCCAGCCGUUCCAGAUCUCCCAGCCAGAAGAAACGCCCCAGUCCGAUUUAGCAGCUGAAUGAAGAAUCAUCGAAGGCCUGCUGGCAGAAACAUGUUGUUUUUUUUAAAUGUAAUUUUUUUCCGUAGAUCUGUGGUUCCCAGCCCUGGUUCUGGGGAGCCCCGGUCCAGUCUGGUUUUCAUUCCGCCUGAAUGCUCAGUUACUGAGCUAGCCCCUUCGUUGAAGUGCUCGCUAGCCCCUUCGUUGAAGUGCUCGCUAGCCCCUUCGUUGAAGUGCUCGCUAGCCCCUUCGUUGAAGUGCUCGCUAGCCCCUUCGUUGAAGUGCUCGCUAGCCCCUUUGUUGAAGUGAUUGCUACGUCUAAAACGGUCUAAUUAAGCACAUGAUCAGUUCAGUGAAGGGUCUGGUUCAGUCAUUGAGAGCUCGGCGGGAAUGAAAACCAGCAGACACAGGAGAGGGGGCCCCAGGACCGGGGCGGGGAACAAACCCAGACACACACAAUAAAUGUCUAAUUGAUUGUUAUAUGCAUUUUAAUAUCUAUCUAUAUAUAAUCUGUCAGCAAAAUAAGCUUCUCACUUAUAUUUGGAUAAAAACUCACUAAAUGUGAUCAACUAAAAGGACAGGCUGAGUUUGAGCAGGA